CGGUUAGGUGUAAAGCUCAGUGGCGUGGCGCCCCAGUUCCGAGUUGAGGGGCGGCGCGAAGGCACAACUAACGCAGCACCGCGCUACCGCACGCGACUGUACUUUAUCGCUCUUAUUUAUCGGAGCAAAAAAGUUCGCAAUAUUAUCAAACUUCUUUCUGAUUAUUUACUUUUUUCGAACAAACUUUUUAAAUAAAAAAAAAAAACUAUAAUUUAAAUUACGAAUUGAGAUAUUUUGUUUUUCUUUUUUUUCGUGAUUUAUAUUUUCGUUAGGUGAUGUGUGAUUUUAGUUGAUUCUACAUGUUUUUAAUUAAGUUGUUAUUAAAAUGUAUUACAAAAAGUUUGAACGCUACAUAGCAUUAUGUUUGCUAAAACAAAUAACUUUGACACUGUAUGUGAGUGGAAAACCGACGGGUGGUGAAAACAGUAAAAUAUUUACGGACUUUCAGUUAAACGAUUUGGCGCUAGACGUGUGCACACAAUUGGAAUUUUUCGUAAAUGUGACAGUAAACAGGUGCAUGGAAAACUACUGGGCUCCAGAACAAAGUAUGCCACAGUUAUCUCCACACGUCAGGAUACGAUGUUGGAGGAACAAGAGCAUCUGGUUCCAGAUAAAGCCUUCAGAAAACUUCCAGCUUGUGGCGUUAGUGCCACAUCCUAACAAUGACGAUUAUUUUAUACAACACAGUAUUAUAGAACCUUGGGGUGAAUUCGAAGAGAUGCCCAUAACUCCUCAGGUUAACUACACAAUAUGGAGCACGGAACUCAAAGAUGGAUCACCAGUAAAGUGGAGGAGAGGUGACACACUGCCACCACACGACAGACUUAUGGCUCAAGAGAACAAAACGUACGAAAUUAAAAAGUUCUUCCACCCCACUGUGGACCCUUCGGUCUUGGAUGGAAGGUUCACAUGGAAUACUAGUGGAGAUGCUGAUGUAUGCUUCGAUGUUUUGAACUUUUGCGGGAAGUCGAAUUUGAAACAGAAGAAAAUUUGGCCAAACAAUGAAAACAUCGAGCCAUAUGUGGUGUUCGACAGGCUGCCUGUGGAAGAUGAGUGCAUCAUGGAAGUAGUUGGCAUGUACGGGACCACCAAGGUGACGUACCGCACUCCUUUCUGCUACCCUGGCGACUGUCCUCCUUCCCCAAUGGAGCCAGAAAUGGCGACAAACAUCACAAUAUUUGCGAUAGAAGAUUCCUUCGACAGCUGGGAGGUGCACGUGAGCUGGGCGAGGCCAGAUGUUCUCCAUGACUUAUACAACGUGUCUCUAUGGAUGGAUGAAGUGGAAACACAGAGAAUCAUCUUGCCUGGGGAUGUAACAGAAGCAGUGUUCAGAAACGUGACAAGUAACAACAGCUUCGGCUUGUACCAAGUGGCCAUCAGGUCCAAGCUGGGCAACAAGACAGCUACCACCAUCAGACAGGCCCAGUUCCCUGACACUGCGGGGGCGGCGCGGGGCGCGGAGCAGGCGGGCGGGGCGGGCGUCGCGGCCGUGGGCGCGGGCUGCGCUGCGGCCGCCGCGCUGGCGCUGCUGUGUCGCUGCCGGCGCCGCAGGGACCACCUGCCUGUGCCGUCUUACAAACCGCAGGACGACAAACCGUUGAAAGAAGGCGACACCGAUGUGCUAGAAGUAUGGAGCGAGACAGAAGACCGGUGGGAGGUGCGGGCAGACAAGCUCGUGCUGCACGAGGUCAUUGGAGAAGGAGCGUUCGGUGUCGUUCGCAGGGCUACACUCGCGCCGCACUCCAUGCUCGUCGCUGUUAAGAUGCUAAAAGACUUCCCAUCGCUGGAGGAAAUCCGAUCAUUUCGUUCAGAGAUGGAGCUGAUGAAGAGCGUGGGCGUGCACCCGCACCUCGUGAGCCUGGUGGGCUGCUGCAGCGGCAGGAGGCCGCUCAUCAUUGCAGAGUAUUGCAGUCGAGGGGACUUGCUCAGUUACUUGAGAUGCACAUGGGACGUUAUGCUGUCCAAACGUAACGCGAAAUACUACAACAACAACAUAGACGUGUCGGACUAUAGGAACGACUUGUUCAAGUGCAAAGCGCAGAUGGAGAGCUCCAAGCUAGUCGUCAACAAACUGUAUGAGCUACAAGAGAUCUGCGAUAAAGAACUCACUGCUUUAGACCUUCUCUCUUUCUGCCGGCAAAUAGCGAUGGGUAUGGAGUUCCUAGCUGCGAACAGAGUGGUCCACAGAGACUUAGCAGCCAGGAACAUUCUGGUGACAGCAGACAGGACUUUGAAGAUAGCAGACUUUGGUCUUUCAAGGGAUGUGUAUGAAGAGAACCAGUACAAACAGAAGGGUAACGGCAAGAUGCCCAUUCGGUGGAUGGCCUUGGAGUCGCUGACGCGGAGGAUAUAUACUACGCAGAGUGAUGUCUGGUCGUUCGGUGUGGUGGUAUGGGAGGUGGCGACAGUGGGUGGCUCACCGUACGCUGCAGUGCCGGCCGCUCGACUCCCGCGACUUCUUCGAGCUGGGUACCGCAUGCCCAGGCCUAAUAACUGCAGCCCGCAACUAUACGACAUAAUGCUAUCGUGUUGGCGCACGCACCCCCGCGACAGGCCGACGUUCGCCGACCUGCACCAACGCCUGGACGAGCUACUGAACAGCGCGUGCGCUAACCAGUACCUGUCGCUCGAGAUAGACGCAGACGACGCACCGCCCACGCCCAAACACCACAGAUACAUUAAGAUGCUGAUGAGAGGCAAGCGCGCAUGGUCCCGCGGCGAGACGUACGAGCGCCCGCUGAAGGCGCCGCAGAGCAACCACUACACGUCGCCGCCCGACUCGCUCAGCGCGCAGCCCGCUUCCUGACUAGCUCCCAAUACUUGAACAGAGUACAUUUAGUUUUCAAGAAAAUAAUGAAGUAUUUGAUACAUCAACACUUUGAUUAAACCUUAUUAAAG
Molecule: messenger RNA, 2898 nt
Organism: Spodoptera frugiperda (fall armyworm)
Lineage: Eukaryota; Metazoa; Arthropoda; Insecta; Lepidoptera; Noctuidae
Gene: torso
Product: tyrosine-protein kinase receptor torso
Exons: 15
Coding region: 326-2806 (826 amino acids)
Biological process (GO): positive regulation of kinase activity; cell surface receptor protein tyrosine kinase signaling pathway; protein phosphorylation
Cellular component (GO): signaling receptor complex
Molecular function (GO): transmembrane receptor protein tyrosine kinase activity; ATP binding
Source: RefSeq, a predicted model, not a curated record